GGCCAAUGGAAAUCCCGAAAAACGCAUAUAAAACAUCUUAUAUGAUUAUACGACUUCUAUAUUCUCACCUUAUUGUGCUUCAUAUACUUCUCUCGAAGACUUCGUGUUGAAAGAGCGACCAGUGCUCUUUCUCUCUCUCUCUCACGAUACUUGUUCGAUUCCCUUUGUUUUCACAGCCCGCUUGAGAAUCUCAGAGUGCCACAAACUCCAACAUUGCAAACUUGAGACACCUCUGAAACUAAACUCAGACAAGUUCGUUCAGGUUUCGCUACGGUUGAGAAUGGCUCUUCUGAUGGAUGAGGAACACAGUCUUGUGGAAGAAACAGCUGUUAUGGAAGAUUCCUCUGAUGUUGAAUUUGCCUUUGGGGAUCCAUUAGUUGAGCCUCGUGUUGGAGACGAGUUUCAGAUCGAGAUUCCUCCUAUGAUGUCUGCAUCCAAACGUGCUGCAUAUCUUUCGACUCCUCUAGCUCUGGAUGAUUCCUCAUAUUCAUUUCUCACCGGACUUCCUGUUCAAGUAAUGUGGAUGGACAAACAUAAAAAAGGACAAGGUAACGGAGAUGAUAAUGUUGACAUGAACCAAUCUUUGAGGUCUUUUAAAACGAGAAGAAGUCGUUGCUCUGCCAAGAUGAGAGGCGAGAGUGACAAGAAUUCGGAAUCCAAGAAGCAAAGACUGAAUCUUGAGGUUGUUCCCGAGAUACCAUCCAGCUCUUGGGAAGAUUCUGAGGUGGCUAGCUUUGUUCUUGGCCUGUAUACAUUCGGGAAGAACUUUACUCAGGUGAAGAAAUUCAUGGAGAAGAAAGGAACAGGGGAUAUAAUGUUGUUUUACUAUGGGAAGUUCUACAAUUCAGCUAAAUUCCACAGCUGGUCUGAGUCUCGCAAGAAGCGGAACCGGAAAUGUGUAUAUGGAAGAAAGCUCUAUUCAGGUUGGAGGCAACAGCAGUUGUUAUCCCGUUUGAUUCCUUCUAUCCCCGAUGAAUCUCAGAAACAGAUGCUUGUGGAUGUCUCAAAGUCAUUUGCUGAAGGGAAUAUCACUCUGGAGAAGUACGUAAGCGCGAUGAAGGAUCUUGUGGGUCUCAAGCUUCUGGUAGACGCUGUGGCUAUUGGUAAAGAGAAAGAAGAUCUCACGGUUCUUGCAGCAGGACCAGUGAAGACCAAACCAUGGUUCACGGUUUCUCCAAAAACUUCUUCGGUCCCGGGCUUAGGAGCUUACACUUCACUCACAUCUGCUGACAUAAUAAACCAGUUAACCGGCAGUUCGCGUCUAAGCAAAGCCCGUUGCAAUGAUAUCUUCUGGGAGGCUGUAUGGCCGCGUUUGCUCGCCAGAGGAUGGCAUUCAGAGCAGCCCAAGGACAGAGGCUAUUUUACAUCUAAGGACAACAUUGUCUUCAUUGUCCCUGGCGUGAAACGGUUUUCAAGAGGGGAGCUUGUCAAAGGCGAUCAUUACUUUGAUUCCGUCAGUGACAUUUUAACAAAGGUUGCUUUGGAGCCUGAUCUUCUUGAGUUUGAAGCAGGAGGAGCGCCCGCCAAUGAUUUUGUUGUUGCAGAGAACUCUUCCGAUAAAUCAGAUGAAGAGUCCUCCCCUUCUGAUAGUCGAAGACACCGUUACCUCAGGUCUCCAUGUUCUAACCGUGGAACUCAGUCAAUGAAGUUCACUGUUGUGGACACUAGUUUGGCUGCAGGAGGAAAGUUGUGUGAUAUACGGAAUCUGAAUGCGGAAUCUCUAGUUUCUGAGCCAAAGACUCGCGUAGGAGAUAAAGAUUCUUCUGUGGUGGAAACUUCCCUAGACAGUCAGAAUGUGGAAAAGUCCCAAGUGAUGCCUCUGGAUACCAAGAACCAAGUUGUUGACCCAAUGCGAUUCACGAUUAUUGAUACGAGUCUGAACCACCGUGAAAAAUUAUCUGGGUUUAGGAGAUGGAGACACUUACCAGAUGAUGACACGAACAGGGGUGCUGUAGGGGCAGAUCCUAGUAUAAAAGAGGAGGAGACUUUGGAGAAAAUUAAAGAUCCAUCAAAGAGGCUGAUUAAGCAUAAGUAUACCCAACGAGCAGAAACUGAUUAUCAUUCAGUAAGCUCUGCCCCAUUGUUGAAACGCAGACGGCUCAGUGCUUGCAUAAGGAGGGACAAAAGCCUUUCAAGAGAAAGUCCAGUGUUCGAACAUGUACCGGUUGAUGACAUGAAAAGGACGGUCUGUCCUGAACCGGACCACUUGAGUUUAUGUGCGGUCCACCACCAAAAUAGCACCCGUGAAGCGAUGAGUGAGGACAAAGAGAGAGAUGACACUGUGUUAUCGGUUGAUGAUAUGAACUUAAAGUCUGAUCAAUCACAAUGGACUGGAACUGGACCCUCUUCUUCGCUUGUUGAGGUUCAAGAAAUGUCAGAGGUCGAACCAAAUGGGUUAAGUUCCAUCUCCGGUGCAGACAGCAACUGUUCUCCAGAGGAGAUAAGAACAUCCCCUGAACUCAUUUCAUCAGAAAAAGAACCAAACGGGUUCUGUUCAGUGUCAGAUUCAGGCAAAAAAUGCGCUUCCAAUGAUCUGGAACGAGAGCAAGCAGUUGAGCCCCCUUCCGUUUCAGGCUCAAACAUUAGUUCUUCUUCCAAUGAUCUGGGAACUACUCAAGAGCUUGGUUCAUCAGAACAACAACAGCACGGCCAACAGACAAAUACAGAUGGUCCUAGAAGACAAAGCACAAGAAAGCGACCUUUGACCACCCGGGCUCUGGAAGCUCUUGAAUCUGGCUUCUUUACAACCAAGAGAAUGAAGAGCACGGCUCAACCGAGAAAACGCGAAAGUUCUAGGAAGAAAAAGCAGACGGCUAAAGCGUGUAACAGGGCACAGCUUUUGCCAGACAAUGAGAGUGCAGACUUGGAGCAAAGAGGAGAAGAUGGAAGCAUUUUUGCAAAGAAAGCAACAGCAUGUAAGCCCUGGGAUCAAGUAGAGGAUCAAAAGCCUAGCUUUCUUCAAAAUGGAGCAACAACUGAGAGUAAGGCUGUGGAUCGAAGACAGGAUUUAAAGCCGGUGCUAACUGAACAUCCUAAACUUCCACCGAUUGUUUUGAAGCUUUCAUUUAAGCGUAGCAGAGAAGCUUCAGAGACUUAAGUCUGAAAAGUUUGGGUGCUUGCUGUGAAAGGGUUGGCCUUUCUAAAGAAUAAAUGUGUACAGAAGUAAGAUUUUUAAACCAAAGGGUUUUGCUCCAUACAUUUCUUUGUUAUUCAUUUUUUGUUGGGUCAAAUGUGACAACGUUACACAUGCAUAUCCAAUCCAAGGCUGUUUUCUUCUCUUCAAUUUUUAGCAUCUUAUUUUUUUGUCCUUCUUUAACUUGAAAGCUAAAGUCUGCUAUUUGAGUUAACUCUCAUCUCAUUGAAUGUUGCCCAAUUUUUUAAUAUUCUUAUUA
Messenger RNA from Thlaspi arvense, 3392 nucleotides. The record is from the annotation of a GenBank genome assembly. Lineage: Eukaryota; Viridiplantae; Streptophyta; Magnoliopsida; Brassicales; Brassicaceae.